AUGUCGGUCGCGGCUUCACCUAUCAAGAAAAAAAAGCAAAGGAAGUCUAGUGUCGGGACUGUCGAAAAGCUGCGGGGUGCGCUCUUCCAACGCCCACCUCUAAUUGCUGCAGUAAAGAGGCAACUCCGUAUCCGAACGAUCUACGAGAGCAAACUUCUGGAGUAUGAUACGGAGAAGGGGCUCGGAGUUGUAAAACUAGAUUGUGAAGCCGGAACUUAUGUUCGUACUCAUUGCGUCCAUCUUGGUCUCAUGUUAGGAUGUGGUGGUGUAAUGGAAGAGCUAAGGCGAAUCCGCUCCGGAAUUCUAACAGAAGAGGACAACCUCGUAACUAUGCAUGACGUUCUGGACGCCAAAUGGCUUCACGAAAAUCGCAAUGACGAGAAGUAUUUAAGGAGAGUGAUCAUGCCACUGGAAAAGUUACUAAUAGGACACAAGAGAAUAAUGGUCAAGGAUUCAACGGUCAGUGCCCUGUGUUUCGGUGCCAAGCUAAUGCUGCCUGGAGUUCUGCGUUAUGACAACGGCAUCAACGUGAAUGACGAGAUUGUCCUGAUGACCACAAAGGGCGAAGCUAUUGCUCUUGCAAUCGCUCAGAUGACGACGGCUACUAUAGCAACCUGUGACCACGGUCUCGUCGCCAAACUAAAGCGUGUCAUUAUGGAUCGUGACCUUUACCCACGCCAAUGGGGGCUUGGUCCCGUAGCCACCGAGCGCAAAAAGAUGAUCGCUCAAGGCCUUUUGAGCAAAUUCGGCAAGCCUAUUAGCAAUACAACUGCUGAAACUGCAACGUCUGCUGCUUCAAGCAACGAACAUGAAUCGGCUAAAAAGAAACCUAAACAGCAAUUGAACGUUGCCGAAGAGACGGAUGAUUCUGACUCCGAUGAACCUCCACCUUCUCUUUAUACGCCUGAGAAUUCCACUCGUAGCGUUUUCAUUGCUCAACCCCACAUCACACUAGUUCCAUACUUCGAUUUGACCGUGUCUAGAGCUUCCCACGACUACCGGUCGAUUCCUACCUUUUUCCCCGGUGGCGUCUUCUGA
Molecule: messenger RNA, 1038 nt
Organism: Dibothriocephalus latus
Lineage: Eukaryota; Metazoa; Platyhelminthes; Cestoda; Diphyllobothriidea; Diphyllobothriidae
Source: the annotation of a GenBank genome assembly